AUGUGCAUCGUCUACUAUCGCUACUUCUACGACGUUGAUCAUGAGAAAGAACUGGGUGCUGCCUUUUCACAAAAGGUUCCAACGACUAAGUUGGCUUACUUCCUAUUGUAUGCGCCGCACUACUUCAGGUUUCACGAGAAUCACUCCCUGGCAGCGUACAUUCACAUCUUCAGAUAUGUUUACGCCAUGCAUAUCCGAGAUACCAAACGAGGCCGGCCGAUGGCGUUCACAAUCAAGGAUGACGACAUUGACUGCGAGAAGGUCAUGCGUCUAGUCAAGACAAUGGACUUCAAGGCGGAUGAAUGGAUUGAGAUUGUUCCUCCUUCAUUCCAUGGGUCCCAACUUACCAUGCCGGCUCACUAUGGGCCUCGCGCUUUGCGAUCGGAAGAUAUCACGAAAUCUUUAAUGCUUCCGGACGUCUAUACACUAGGUUUCCCAGUGUACAUCAACAGCGGAGCCAGAGGAGAGGACGUUCCUGGAGAAUUGUAUCGGCCCAUUAUCGUCCAUAAGAACUGGACAUGGAAUACGACCCACGUCGUUGCCAGCACGUCUGUCCAUGCCAACACACGUCUCCGUGAUGACUUGGACCCUUACGAUUCCGAGGAGAUUCAACUCUGGACUUCUCCUCAGGCACGGGCUCGAGCUCCCUGGACAGACCAUCUUGUCAUUGACACCACACCACGCCAACUCGAACGACACCCUCCCGUGUUCAAUUGCGAUCGUCAGGAUCCUAAUGACCUUCCUCGGCCCCAGCUUGCAGCAGAGCCGUUCAUUCCACUCGCGGCCGCAGAGAAAUAUUUGAAGAAGCUGAUCGCUCAAGUGAGGGCGGCACGGGAGAAGGGACUCAUUCUUCCAGAGCUCCAAUUUGGAUCCAACGGCCUGACUUGGGAUGGAAUGUCCGAACAAGUCGCCCACGACAAGGAACUGCAUUCUCAGAUCAACAUCGACCGAAUGGUCACGGAAGACGCAGAGAUACAAGCUGACACCCUCAGUCCAAAGGACCGCCUUGUUCUCAAGCGCUUCAUGGACGAGGAUUUGGCAGAAGACAAGCAUUUUGCCAGAUGUCUCCUUACUUUCAAGGACACAAUCAAACCAUCUGAUGACAAUCUGAAAAAGUCAGACAUAGUCACAGCAAUGGAUGCGGUGUACGAGCCCAUACGGAAUGCACGAGAAAGCAUACUUGCUUAUGGCAAUGGCGAGAAGAGUGGUCACAAUGCAUUUGCCGACUGCAUCAUGCAGCCGUGCUGCCUUCUGCUAGGACUUGAUUAUCCUGGAAACCUCAAUGAGGCGCAUCGUGCGAUUCAUACCCUCGACUUUGAGCUAGGCAUGGCCGUCGCAAAUAUCGCGCUUCAUUUGGCGCAGCCAACGACUGCAGCUGACCUCAAAAGUGUCGUUGACAAGCUCAGUUCCGUCGAUAAGCUAACAUACGCCAUUCGAUUUGAUUUACUCAGAACGCGGUUGGUGGGACGGAAAUUCACAAACAAAGAUGAAGAUGGUUGGAAACAGGCUUUUGGGAGUGCUUACUCCGACUAG
Colletotrichum karsti is the source of this 1533-nucleotide messenger RNA. RefSeq lists its product as uncharacterized. The transcript has a single exon. Bases 1 to 1533 code for a protein of 510 amino acids. NCBI's taxonomy places the organism in Eukaryota, Fungi, Ascomycota, Sordariomycetes, Glomerellales, Glomerellaceae. The record is from RefSeq and is a predicted model, not a curated record.